AUGCGUCUUCUUAACGCCAAAACCCAUCAGCUGGAAGAAUUCCCGGACGAUCGCAUUCCUCCAUACGCCAUUCUUUCCCAUAGAUGGCAGACCGAAGAAGUGAUUUUUCAGGAGCUUGAAGCAUCUCCAGCAUUUACCGGACCCCGGUUUAGGAAAUUAUUCGACACUUGCGCCCAGGCACUUAAGAAUGGGGUGGACUAUGUGUGGGUAGAUACCUGCUGCAUUGACAAGUCCAGCAGCGCAGAGCUAUCUGAGUCCAUCAACUCCAUGUACGAAUGGUACCGAUGUGCAGAGGCCUGCUAUGUUUACCUCAAUGACGUGAUGGAAUCCUCAGUCACGGAAGGCUCAAGUUUCCAUUCUAGCGUCUGGUUUACGAGGGGCUGGACGCUACAAGAACUUAUCGCUCCGGCCAACGUGCAAUUUUUCAACGCCGAAUGGCAGACUCUGGGUUCGAAAGUGGAUUUAAAGGAUGAAAUAUCUUCAAUUACGCGGAUUCCAGUGCCAGUUCUUACCGGCGUGCUGGCUCCCCAGGAUCUCAGCAUUGCACAACGGAUGUCGUGGGCAUCUCACAGAACCACGACCAAAGUGGAGGAUAUCGCAUACAGCCUUUUGAAAUUAUUUGAUAUCAACAUGCCCAUUCUUUACGGCGAAAAAGAAAAAGCUUUCAUCCGGCUGCAGGAGGAGAUAAUGAAACAGUCAGACGAUCAGACGCUGUUUGCCUGGAAGAUCUCAGACGGUCAAACAUACCAUGGAUUGUUCGCAAAAUCGCCGGCAGACUUUGCAAAGAGCGCGGACAUAGUUCCACUGCCAUCGUCUUGGAACCGCUCUCCAUAUUCUGUUACAAAUAAGGGCCUUUCGAUAGAAGUGCCGAUGUUACCAUGGGCAAUGGAAACAUAUUUCGUUGCUCUGGAUAUCCAACGAGCAAGUAAAAUGAAACGCCUAGGCAUAUUCGUGACCUUCCUCCAGGAAGAGAAUCAAUAUGCGAGAGUAACGGUUGACGGCGAGGGCCUGACCGAAUUCGACACAAAACUCGCUUCGAAAUGUGAAUACCGGCGGAUCUAUGUGAGGCAGGCGAUUUCGGGAAAGCAGAGGCCGCGAGAGAAUGUAUAUGGAUUUUGGCUCCGCCAUUUCCCAGCGCGUGAUACCAGAGCAGGAGCUGAAUUUGAUAUCAUGUCCUGGAACGAGUGGGUUGACCAUGAACGGCUCGUUUUGAUCCCUACGGGACAGCGCGGGACAGCUGCAAUUAUCCGGUACAAGAUGAAGUCUGGCCGUACGGAGAACAUAAAACUGGGCUUUGAUUCCAUGUUCAACCCCGUGGUUCAGUUUGGAGGCCACCGAUAUGCACGCAACACUUUUGGGACUCCGACUAUGGAAGAUUUCGAUGUCAUGAUGGGUACAGACUGGAUGGAUCCGAAACUUGAAGGGGUCCACAAGGGAAAUAGACUUUCCGGCCUUAAUGCGGAAGAUCCGUGGAUCAGAAUACUUGUCCUAGCAGACACUGUCGACGAAAAGCGAAUAUGGGUCGUCCACAUUGAAUUUGCAGAAGAAGCAGCAUGGCACAAAGACACCAUUUGUGACGGCUGUAAUCUGAAUAUCUUUGGCACUCGCUAUUCAUGCCGCGUCUGCCCCGACUUUGACUACUGCACGGCUUGCAAAGAAGCUGAUUCGAACCACAGCGGCCACGGUUUCAAUGCCGUCAAACUUGUUCGGCACUACGGUGUCAAAUGUGAUCAGUGCUCGGAUACUGUUUACGAUCAAGCAGAUAGCUCAACAUCAGCUCUAGAGGGGAUUCGCCGUUCUGCGCUGGGAUUGUCGGACAGAGAUACCAUGCUGGGCCUGACAGCGUAUGGAAGCAGCAGCGAAGAUGAGGACGAAAGCAGUCCUCCAUUAAAAGCUCAGAAGACAACGCAACCAGCGGAAUCUUGCACAGAGAUACCAGCUCAGCCUGCCGGAAACGCUGGCUCUCAAGAACCCAUACCAGCAGCCACUGCCAGAGUUGAAAAAGCCGACGGAUCUCUGAUUGGACCUUUUCGACCCCCUCGAUCCCCUUCUCCUGCAAACGAUAAUAACAUUGGUCCUCAACUACCAUCUCAGAAACCCUCCUCAUUUUCCACAAAUCACUCCUUACUCCGCGACAUGACUCUCCCCGCGAUCCCCAACCUCGAUAUCCCACCCUCACCACCCGGCUCCCCAGGCCCAGUUGCGAACCAGAAAUUUGCCCACUUCCUCUCUCUAAAGAGACAGGGCGUCCACUUCAAUGAGAAACUCGCCAGUUCCUCCUCCCUGCGAAACCCUAGCCUACUCACUAAACUGAUGGACCACGCUGGCAUCGAUGCACAGCUGCAAUACGCCACCUCCCUGCCGAAAGACCUAUGGGACCCUGUCACGACGCUUCCUCCAUGGGGGUAUAAGGAGGAGUUGCUCAAAAGCCAACAAGAGAUACGGCGGAAGAUUGAAGAGAAGAAAGGAUCGGGUCCCCGGGAGGCUAUAGAAUUUGUCUCUGGAGGCGGCGGUGGCGGGGCGUCGGGAGACUCGAGCCGGACGGGGACACCAUCCAACGCGAAGGCGAGGCCUAGCGCUGCCGAAAGAGUUAUGGCGGGCCUGAGUAGGGAAAGGACAAGCUCGCCGAUGAAUACUGACCGGGAUCGGGGGAAACGGACGGUGGAUUUGGAGCGGCGACCAAGGAAGAAGCGAUCGCGGUCUAGAUGA
This is a messenger RNA of Blastomyces dermatitidis ER-3, 2709 nucleotides long. RefSeq lists its product as uncharacterized. The record is from RefSeq and is a predicted model, not a curated record. The transcript is spliced from 6 exons. The coding region runs from base 1 to 2709 and encodes 902 amino acids. Gene Ontology annotation, biological process: regulation of DNA-templated transcription. Lineage: Eukaryota; Fungi; Ascomycota; Eurotiomycetes; Onygenales; Ajellomycetaceae. Gene Ontology annotation, molecular function: zinc ion binding.